AUGGAAGCCGAGUGCUGUGAUGAUGAGCAGUAUCAUUUGGUACCAAAACACUCGGAAAGACCAGAAACUGAUGAAUCUUUGCUAUUUGUAUUGGAUCCCUGUACCUUUACGAAGAUGGAUGCCAGAAUCUUGCAAAGGACCUACGUACGUCUUUGGCAUGUGUGUACGAAUACUUGGAUUUAUACCACUGAUCCUACUGAGAAACAAAACUUAUAUCACUUCAGCAAGAAUGAAAAAGGUUGGAUAAAAGUAGUUAGUGGAAAGUUCAAAAUCGAUAAAGAAACAUUUGCGCUGCUUCCUGUCCGUCCGGAUGAAGUUCGCGAUCUGGAUUUUGCCAAUGACGCAUGCAAAGCAUUGAACGGUUUCGUCAAACUGAUUGAAAGUGGGAAAAUCAUCUCUAAAGAACCAAUGAAAGUAACGAUACAGUUAUUAACGGAAUGCAUAUAUUUCGUGACAAAUCAGCCUAAUCAUAUGACAGAUCCGAUCAAAAUUGUAGAUUUUAAGCCACCAAGAGAUCGGCAAAAAUUACUUCGAGAACAGGGUGUCCUUGAUCAGGUUUUUGCACUGUUACGAGUACCAUUUUUGCCACGAAACGGGAAUGAUCCGAAACCUCUGCUGUGUUCACCACGUAAACUCAGUGAAAAGGGAAAUGAAAUCUUGAAACGAAUUUUUCACCUUUGCUACUCAUUGCUUAAGUAUUCACAGGUGGGUUACCGGAAGAAUCAAGAAUAUCUAGCAGAAAAAUUUGGCCAAAUACAGGAGCAGAUUGGAUUUGACUUGCUUGCAGAAGACACAAUGACUGCUGUUCUCCACAAUAAUCCGAAGUUGUUAGAAAAAUAUGUUAAGAAUCCGCAUGUAGAACGUUUUGUGGAACUCGUCCGCAACAACAAAGCUGGUAGGUUUUUGGAUUAUUUGGCGGAUCUUUGUGUUUGUCGCGGUGAAGCCAAUAAAAAGAUUCAGGAAUUGAUCUGCAGUUGUGUGUUAAACGAAUUGAAUCGUGACAUCUUUAUUAGCACGAUCAUUUAUGACAAAAGCUGUGACGAAGUGUGGAUUAGUUGGUCGAAUUGCUAUUGCAAACAGUUGGUUUCUGUGGCAGUGGAUGCUGCUAAAGGUCAAACUGAGGAUAUUGAAAUACUUGAUUAUUACAAACAUCAGUUAGAUCUUCUAGCACAAAUGUGUCAGGACCAACAGUAUCUCGCAAUUGAUCCUCCUCCUGAAAGACGUCUUAUGAAUUUAAGUUUAGAAUUACCAGCUGAUUUGGUCCUUAGGUGCAUUUCGGAUACGAGAUUACCUCAAGAUUUGCGUGCUUCAUUCACACGUCUCAUGCUUCAUCUGCAUAUCAUACGUGGCUCUCCACUCAGUGCCGUACAUCAUGCUCGCUUAUGGCGUGAGAUCCCGCUACAUGUCACAAUUUCUGGGAACUCAAGUCGAUCUGUGAAUGGUUAUGUUGAUGGUGGUCAUGUACGUACUGGAGGAGAAGUUUCCGAUGAAGUUUUAAAAACUGUCGAUGUGUACCUUGAGGAAUUGCGCAAAACGACACGAGAAGGUGAACCUGUCUUGGAUCCAAGUGCAUCAAAAGUGAAGCAAAAUCAAUUAACCUUUGAGAUCGUAACACUUGCACGAGCUUUAGCUCAUUUCGGAUUCUACAGUUUUGCAGAUUUGCUUCGUCUUGCUCAAAAUUUGUUAGCUAUUGCUGACAGCAGCCCAAAAAAACCUGAAGUGUUUAUUCCAGAAAAAAUGGGGUUUGACAAAACGGGUUUGUUUCGUCAUGUGACAUACUCAGUAAUUGGUGCAAAUGCACUGCAGAAAGGAGCUAAGCAAUAUCUUCCGAACAUGCAAGCAGAAUCUACGUCUACCCAAAAUACGUUUCAUGCUAAAGAAAGUAAACAAAUGAUUUUGCAAACAAAACUUAUAGUCGUUGAAAUUUUAAAUUUCAUCAUGGAUGUACGUCGAGAUUAUCGUAUCACAGUUGCUCUAUCUUGGUUUAAAAAACGUUUUCCAUGUGACGAACUCGGAGGACUUCUUUCUAAAGCAGGCAAUUCAUUUUUAUAUUUGUCAGAACAGGAAGCAUCACAAUUAUAUAAAGAGGUAUUUCAAGAUUGUGAAGAGAAGCUUGAUUUUGAUGGUAAGAAUGGUCAACUUUUACGAAUACUUCUGCAAAUGACAAUAAGUGAUUUUUCAAAGCUAACGAGUACAGCUCUUACGGUAUUGUUUCGCCAUUUCACACAAUAUCAAGAGUUUGUGGAGGAUCUCAAGCAGGUUCAGUUGUUAGUCUCGAACGAUGAUGUGGAAAAUUAUCGACAGAUUGACCGCGAUUUGUUCAUUUUGAAAAUUCUUACGGAAAAAAGCGAACUCUGGGUACAAGCUGAUAAAACGCGAUCUGAAAGUAGUAGUAAUCAUAGUUUUGAAGAACGUAGCUCAAGUCUUGACGAUUCGUCAAAGCCAUCUAUUUCAAUACAAACUACCAGUCAACAGUUGGAAGAUAACGGUUUAAAUGUCUCUUGUGCUUUUCACAACAAUGAAAGUUUUCGUUCACUGGUGGAAAAGAUUGAACAGCAUUAUUAUUUAGCUAAAGAUGAGUGCAUCAAGUUGUUAUGUGAGCUGCUUCUCGGUGAUGAUCGAACAGAAGCAGCUUCAGCCUUAUAUGAAUUGUUUGAUCGUGCACCGCUGAUAAGUUAUCCUCUAGUAAGACAGAUUUUAUAUCGUGUAAAACAACUCUGUUACAAAAAUGACAAACCGGAUAAGAUGAAUCAGCAACUAUUACGGAAUAUGCGUGUACAUGAAUAUGUUCUCGGAUUUCUUUCCAUUCCAUAUGACGAAAAAAAUGAUGCAGAAAUGUCAAAACUUGUCACACUGAGCCAUGAAUUCUUGCGAAGUUUUUGUCGCAAUAAUAUUGAGAAUCAGUUUCACUUGUACAAACAUAUUUCUAUCGAACAAGAUGCGAAAGAAGGAUAUUUGAGGGUGAAUACGGUACAACUUGAUUUUAUGGUUUUGAAUCUGCUUGUUUUGUUAAUUGGUCCUACUAGCUCUGAUUUGAAACUUGUUUUGACUGAUAUAAUUUUCGCCAUGGAUACAAAAGUAAUGGAAGAAGUUGCAACACUUACAGCGAUUUUCAAAAACAAUCGUGUACUGUGUCAAAAUGUAUCCGAAGAACUUGUUGCGCAUAUUGUAAAUAUGAUUGAACACAAAAGUCGCAGCGCCGUAUAUAUAGAAUUUUUACAAACUGUUGUCAUGGUGCAAGAGAAAGAAAUCAAAUCGGCCCAAGAAAAAGUAGCUCAAGAGAUCUGCUCAUCCUCUGAUGAUGUACGAUUAUAUUAUGCAGAUAGUGCAAGUUUCGAGCAAUUGAAGCAGCUAAUGCAAAACACAGGCCCCGAAGAGCUAACUGUUGAUCAUCCACUACGUUAUCACAUCGACCUGGUACGGCUUCUCGCUUUCUGCACGCGUGGACGAAACAGCACGACGGAACUAAAGUGCGCUUCCCAGCUUUCUAUGGAUCAUAUAGUGCGCGUUUUAACGUCACCGUAUUGUUUAAUACAGGUGAAAGAUGUGUAUUUGCAAUUUAUGUUGCACUGUUAUAUAGAUGCGGAUGCGGAAAUGAAAGAUGUUGACAACGUUGAUUUCAUUGAAAGAAUUCUGAAAAAUAUUCUUGGUGAUAUAGAGAUGUAUAUCGACAGUUUGUCGCAGCUGAAGAAAGGAAAGCCUACUUUGUUGUCUAAUUCAGCACUUGAGAAAUACGUUUGUCACACAGUUACUGAAGUAUUGCUUAAACUGUUCGAAAGGCCUUCAGCUCACCAACUGAUAGUGGAAAUUUCGCAACAUCGUCAGUCCUUCCCUAGAAUGAUUCAAAGGCUUGGUCAGCUGCAAGCAAAAUUAGAAAGGAAAAGCUUUACAAAAAAUUGGUAUUAUGUUGCAGAAUGUGUUAAACGACUUAGUAGACGUGCAGAAGAAAAUGGAGUUAUAUUACCAGUUAAUGGUUGUAUGUCAACACUGUCUACUGAAAGUACUGUUAAACAGCGUUGGUAUUCGGCUUUUAAUUCAGCUCAUUUUAUCAAUCAAGCAAAUAAACGAUCCAAAGCUCGUUUGCACGUACCACGUUACGUACAAGUUACUGAAAGUUUUAAUGAUGUUGUUUCAUGCUAUCAGGCGAUGGUUGCUGAAUUCAAAAUGUUUGCAUUGCCAUUGCAAGCAGCCGAAACAUCAGUGCUUGUGGACUUGUUGCAUGCGCCCGAAAGAUUAUUUGUCCCUGGUUCUGAUUUACAUCAGGAAUGUGAAAAUGGCGUAGUCAUUGUGAAGUUGAUACAGCACUGUAAAUCACUUUUGCAACAUGAGCAGGAAGCUCUGUGUGUACGAGUAUUGCAGAUACUUUGUCGAAUGGCUUCCAACACUAAAUACAACUUUAUUAAUCAGGCAAGAGAAGUGCGAAUUCGUUUGCUCAAACGAUAUUUUGGUGCUGACGCUUUAUGUAGCAUGAAUGCACAAAAUACAAAACUGGAAAUCAACGAACGCGAAUUUGAAAAUGAACUAAAACCAAUUAAGGAACUAUCAUUGUAUGACGUGCAAUGUAAAUUGGGCAGUGCUGGUGCUAGCGAUUUGGUGAUUGAUCUGAUUAUGGAAGAACCGAAUCAUGAAGUUUUUUUAAUGGCAAUUCAACUUUCAAAAGCACUUCUCCACGAAGGAAAUUAUGAAGUGCAGAUGUCAUUUUAUAAUCGAUUAAAAGAACAGAAUACGUCGGAUGCAUUUUUCAACGCUCUCAAGACAAAACUGCAAGUUGCACAAAAUAGGCUAAAAAGUGAUAUGAUGGCUUGCAACGAUUCACGUCAACGACAUUGUGGUGUCAAUUCAUUAAUAGCAUCUGUGAUGAAUUCUCCAUUGCCGGAAGAAUCAACAUACACUCCGAAAGAACUGAAGUCAGUUAAUUCGACCGAAUUAACUGCUUCAUUAUCGGCUAUUCCGGAUGGUUAUCUUCCUGGAUUGUUUGAUCCCGAUGUUAACUUUAAUUUUUGGGAUGACAAAAAGAUACUUCUCCCUCAAGAAGUUGCUCUUAUUGAACCAAUUUUGCGAUUUCUACAGUUGCUAUGUGAAAAUCAUAAUUUGGUGUUACAGAAUUUCCUGCGGUAUCAAGGCAGUCGUCAGAAUUAUAAUUUGGUUGACGAAAUACUUAUGUUCCUUGACGUUAUUUGCGGUAGCACUAAAGGAAGUCUGGGUGUAUUUGGUGAAAUAGACGAACAUAAUUUCUCGUUGAUUACUCAGACAUUGGUCACAUUAACGGAAUUUUGUCAGGGUCCUUGCUAUGAAAAUCAGAAUACGGUUGGCAAUCAUGAGUCUGGACUUAAUAUGAUAAUAUCUUUGGUGCUGAAUGAAAUUAAACCACUUUGUUUAACGCAUAUGGAUUUAGCACUGGAAAUAAAGAGCGCUGCAUCAAAGCUGUUGUUGGCUGUCAUGGAAUCAUGUCGUGAUGCCGAUAAUGCGGAACGCGUGCUCAUGAACAUGGAUCACAUGGCCAGUGGAGCGAAACAACUGGUCCAAGCAAUCAAAAUGGCAUAUGAAAUGUCGGAACUGAAAGAAUUCGUAAUGUCAAAAACAAGGAAGAGUAUUGAAACAAAUUGUUUAUUGAUAAAAUCGAAGCCUAGAAUAAGUAGACCAGAUAUUGCUAUUAAGGAUAAUAUCGUUGAAUCGUAUCCAUCUAUCAAUAUAACUCUUGUCGAUCCACAAGAGGUAGGACAUAAUAUCUUCAUUCUUGCCACGCAACUUUCGCGAUACAAUGAAACACUUCGAGAAGCUUUAGAUCCAGAUAAUAAUAAAGAUGCGAUGACUUCAAAAGCUUUACGGUAUUACAAGCAGUACACUGCACAGAUUGAGAUAGUUCGCAGUGACCGUAAAAUGGAGCGGGUAAUAUUCCCAAUUCAUGCUAUAUGUGAAUAUCUUACACCAGAAUCAAAGUUAAACAUUUUGCUGGAGACCGAACAAGAUGCUCAAGGAUCUAAAGUAACAGAAUUUUUCGAUCAGUGGCCGAAACUUUUCGAGGAGAUGAAAUGGCAAAAAAAACUUCAAGAUCGAAAAUACUUUAGUAAUUGUACAAAACGACUGAUACUAUGGGCCAGGAUAUCAUUCUUUUUUGCUGUUUUGAUCAAUACGGUCAUUGCAGUAUUUUAUCCUUUUUCAGGAAAUAGUAAAGAAGAAUUAAUAUCUCCGAGUAAUCCAUUCCUUUAUGUAUUUCCUACAGUAUCGUUGCUGUUUCUGCGAACACAAUGGAGUGAAAAAGCUUCGCUUGGAAGAACGAAUGAGAUUUAUUGGGCAUUUGCCGCGAUCAUGUCAAGUUUCACGAUUUUAUUUAUUACUGUAAUUGGAGUAGCGACAACGCUACACAUUAUUGGUUUGCUUCAGUUGGUCAAUAAAGGAGUCCAUAUAGUAAGCUAUAUAGGCAACCGUGGUUUAAUUGAUAAAACGUGGCCUGAACGACUUCAAGACAAGGGAAUCUGGUAUCAUCUGGCAUAUUUGCUAAUAUGUAUUCAAGGUCUCUUUGUGCAUCCACUCUUUUACGCUUUACUUCUAUUUGAUAUUGUGGCAAGUGAGGAAACCUUGCGAAAUGUAAUUCGAUCUGUAACCCGAAACUGGCAAUCAAUUAUAAUGACUGGUUUAUUAGCUGUUAUACUUGUUUAUAUUUUUUCAAUCAUUGGAUAUUUGUAUUUUCAGAAAGAUUUUCAGUUGGAGAUUGAUGAAUUAGACAGCGAUGAAAAAGAUAAUAUUGCCUGUGAAAAUCUUCCAUCUCUGAAGUGUAUUCGUUCUCAUCCCUUCAUGUCUAGGCAGCAUAUCAGCAAAAAUAAGUGCUUCGAGAUCAAAAACUUCCAAAGUAAUCAGCCCAUUGACGACAAAGGCGAAUUAAAAGUUUGGUCGUGCCAGACCUUGCGUAUGUGUAUCUUAACAACGUUAAAUUGGGGUCUUCGUAAUGGAGGCGGUAUUGGCGAUGUUCUUCGGAAUGUGGCACCACACGUUCAGGGCUGGAAUCAGAGUGAUAAGGAGGAAUCGUUUUUGUCUCGGAUCGUUUAUGAUUUGACAUUCUUUAUCGUAAUCAUUGUUAUCGUGCUCAAUCUGGUAUUUGGUGUUAUCAUCGAUACAUUUGGCGAUUUGAGAGCUGAAAGAAAUGAAAAAGUUGAUCAACUAAGAAAUAAUUGUUUCAUUUGUGGCCUUGGAAGGGGAAGAUUUGAUAAUAAAAUUGUAACUUUCGAGCAGCAUCGAAAAAAUGAACAUAAUCUUUAUCAUUAUCUAUAUUUUAUUGUCUGGUUGCAAAUAAAGGACGAGACAGAAUUCACCGGUCCCGAAAGUUAUGUCGCAAAUUGUAUUAAGGAGCAUAAAAGUGACUGGUUUCCUCGAAUGCAAGCAAUGUCGUUAGCUGAGGAUAAUCAAGAAGCGGAACAAACAGAUGACAUUGGCGAGAUUCAUGACUCAUUGAAUAAAUUAUUGGAUAUUGUGAAGGAACAAGGACGAGAACUUGAAGAACUGAAACAGGUGGCGGAUGGUUCAUGA
This is a messenger RNA of Acanthocheilonema viteae, 7524 nucleotides long. Lineage: Eukaryota; Metazoa; Nematoda; Chromadorea; Rhabditida; Onchocercidae. The record is from the annotation of a GenBank genome assembly.